Messenger RNA from Anastrepha ludens (Mexican fruit fly), 11189 nucleotides. RefSeq lists its product as uncharacterized. The coding region runs from base 1420 to 4911 and encodes 1163 amino acids. The record is from RefSeq and is a predicted model, not a curated record. The transcript is spliced from 15 exons. Lineage: Eukaryota; Metazoa; Arthropoda; Insecta; Diptera; Tephritidae.
AGUAUCUACAAGUACGCUCAUUCGCUCCACGGUGAGACACAUACGAAUAUGUAACUGUUAGAUACUUUUUUUCACUAAUUCAACUCAACAACAAUGAAUGAUGAUGAUGACAGCCUCGGCGACGACAACUACUACAGCCAGUCUAAUAAUGUAACUCAAGUUGGCGUGAUCGUUCGAGCUGUGCUUGCAAAAUUUGCAAAGUUGGGAAAAGCAAAGGUUCUUUUAUACAUAUUUUUUUUUGGUUUUUGGGGGAAUACGGAAACGGACAAAAGAACAAGAAUUGCAUAGAAUGUGUAGAAAGCACAUAACCGCAUCAUAACGUUGGAAAUAAUCGAUAAAACAGGCAAAUGUGAAAGCCGCUAAAAAGACAAUUGCGACGGAAAAAUAAGCAAAAACUAAGAAAACAAAAAAUAAAAAUAAAAAAUAAAGUAAAGCUACUUAGAAUAAAAAGUAAAGGAAAAAAUGGAAAUGCGCUUACACUAGCAAACGCGCACAGUGUUACAAAUGUGCUAAUGCAGGCGGACGGUUAAAAGGAAAGGAAAAGUGCUCGUCGUUGUUCAUAUGAAAAUUGUUUAUACACAUACACACAUACACAUACGGCUACUUUACGACUUGUAUGUGUGCAAAGUAUGUGCAAGUGUUCUUUGUGCGUUUGCUGCUGCUGCUGCAAAUGACAAGGAAGUCGAAAUUCUAUUCGCUUCAAUUCUGCUGCUGUUAAAAGGAAAUAUACAAUAAAUCCUUACGAAAAAAUCAACUCGACCAAAAAUUUAAUGUCGUUCUGAGUGUUGAAAUGUAUUGUAGUAUUUGCACCAAAGUGACCUUUCACAGUUGGAUACGAAACGAAAUCAGCGCCGUGCGUUUGCACACCCCCAACCAAAGCAGCGAUUACAUGAACGACAACAGCAGCAGAGGCAGUGGUAGCGGCGUCGGUAAUAAAAAGAAAAGCACCAACAACAACAACAAUAAUAAAAACAAAAACAACGACAACGAUAUUUUAUAUCCUGUAAAGGCAACGCUUACAAAAAUAUGAAAAAAUCGAUGCCAGACUCCGAUACUUCAACAGUCACAGCCAUAGCCAUAGCCAAAGCCAUAUAGCCAUAGCUAAAACACCAGCAGUGGCAAAGCAAUAGCAGCAGCGGCAUUAAAAGCUACAACAGCAACAACAACCACUGCUCUUCUCAUUGCAUUGCUGUAUUAAAUUCAUUCAUCGUAGCACUUUGAUAUUGUAUUUUCACUGAUUUUAUUUGCUGUGCUGCGAAAAUUUCUGUUUCGGUGGGCAUAAAAGGAAAAGGCAGAAAUUGUUGUUACAUACAUACAUGCAUACAUAUAUGUAGUUGUUGAUUUUCCGGAGUUUUAUAAAUUAUUACCCUACGCUUAUAAAAAAACAACAAAACAAAACAAAAAAAUUUAAAUAUAAUAAUGGCCACUUCAUCGGAAUUACUGCAUCAGCCUGAAUCUAAUAACGGUUCGGAGGAAUCUAUUAGCAAUUGUGCAAAUUCUAGCAAUUUGCUGGGUUCGCAUGUCGAUGAAGAAUCAAUACAAACAACUGGCGCAGAUGCCGAAGUAGCAACAUCACCUGAAGUCCACGAAAACGAAGAUGAUAACUCCAAAAAGGAUUUUUGUGCAACACCUUGUCACGAAAGGACGCAGGCACAGGACGUUGAACAGGAACAGCAGCAGCUAGAGCAACAUCAGCAAUCAACACCUACUUCACCCUCCUCAAUACAAACCCAUGAGGCGCAUAGCAAUUUUUCACCAGACGAAAUACCCGAACCUAUUAAGGUGCUAGAUGAUAUAAUCUCUGAAUUCGAAGACACAUCAAAGCCAACGAACGCAGGUGGUAACGGUGAAAAUCAGUCCGAGGAUGAUGGUUACAUGAGUUUAAGUCGAAAGAACAUGCACAAGCAAGACUUCGAGAAUGUCUCACAGAGCAGUAUAGGCAGUAAUGUACCACCAGUCACGACACCAACUCAAGAGUUUCACGAAUUUAACAACACCACAGAUGUUACCUGCCAAAGCUUGGAGAAGCCUGUCGAUCAAAAUAUUAUACAAUCCACUUUGCCAAAAGCGCGUCCAGCUUCUGCGUUGACGAGCAACAACUACUCUAGUCUUCCAUGUUGUGGUGCGCGCUCUACAUCAUUGGACGGUAAAACGACGCGCGGCGUUAGCUGUAAUGGUGAACGCAAUAAGCUGGGUAUCGAUAUUAGUGCGGUACAUAAUGCAGUGCUACGCGGUGGACUGGCAAAGCUACCAGAGCCAAUUCUAAAUGAGCAUCCCGUUACUAUCUAUCCCGGCCGUUAUUCACCAUCAGCCGAACACAAACGAAAUGCUAAUCGUCCACAGCGUAUUUUAUCCUCUGUUGAGAAACACAAAGAAGUUUGUCACAUGCUUAAUCCUUUGUCAUCGAUUUCCUCUUCAUCUUCCUCGUCAAGUUCGAAUUGUGUGGGCUUGUUGGAUAGCAGCAAAAUGACAGAUAUCCCUAAUAAUAUUUUGAAAAAGCCAUAUAUACGUAAGGAUCUUGUUACAAAUGAAUUUAGAUUAGUAAGUGAAGAUGAUUUCUCGGACGAUUCGAUUGAAGAGCAAUCAUUGUCGCCAAUCACUUCACACUCCUCGCCACAUAAACAAACUGGCAUUGCGUGGGAGAUACAUUUCAAGAGCAACAAAAAGAAAUCGCGAAGUUCAGCGAAGAAAAAGCCGCCACGCAAACAUACCGCCGAUUGCAUUGCUAAGACGGAAAAUGGCGGAUAUCCUUUACCCAUAGUGACUGGUGAUUCAUUUUAUUCCAAAGAUGCUGAACGUGGGUACCGUCGAGAACCGGUUGUUAUAGAUGCAUUGGAUGGGCCAGACCACUGCUCGGGCCAGACCACGGCGGAUAUUUUAAAUCACUGUUUGUAUCGCCAUACAAAUAUGUUGGGCAAAGGCACAUUUAUAAUACGACGGGCCACAAAGAAACCACCAACCACAAUGGAUAUAUUUCGCAAUGAAACUGAAGAUUUGGAUGGUAUGCGCACACAAGACCAAAGCGACUAUGAAGAGUUUUCAUCGAUGGAAGGUCACGAAAACUGCAAGCCAAAUGAGACAUUAAGCUCGAAUUCCAGACACAGCAUAGAAUUAGUAGCGCCUGUAGGACCCACUUUGCCAUCACCCAGGGACCGCCUUUCUUUAAAUCUGGAACCACAAUUACCAAAUAUUUUUACCAAAGAAAUGUUGGCUGUGCAUAAAGGAGAGCGUUCAUCCUCCGAAGAACUUCUGGCACCUACUAAGAAGGCAUCGCUUAAAAGAGAAAAUAAAAGACGCAGUACUGACUCGAUCAACACAAAGUCUUCCAGCUAUGAAGAAACUGAGGAAAAUGAAUCGAACGACAGUGCUAACUUGUUUUCGAACAAAAAAAGUUUCGAUGCUUGUAAUUUGUAUGCUUAUAAGAACGAUGCCGCAGGCUGUAUGAAAGGAUCAGAGUUUGCAGACUUACGCUCCUCAACAACAACGACUCCACACACCGAUCUAGCGCCAACACUUGAAGAGGAAGAAGAACAAUACAGCGAUUUCAGCUAUAGCGGUGCGCCUAUUGAACAAAUUGAGAAUAUCGACAGCAAUAUAAACGCAUUACUGCGUGGAGAUAUUGCGGCGGUACGUAUUGUUGAAGGCGGUGCGCAUCCUAAACGUCCACUCGAAUUUCGUCCCGGUGUGCAUAAAUCGGAGAGCGCAAAAGAGAUGCUGCUGUCUCAAAGUGCAUUCGGUCCAUUGCCACCAUCGCCACCGUCAUCUAAUCCGGACUUAUUUGAUUACGAUGCUCUACCACUGCCACCGUCACCGAAGGAUGCCCUCUUGAUUAAUGAGAGCAAUCGCAGCCUUGUUAAAGGUUUUAAGAAGACGACAACUGCCGAAAUUCAUACGCCUUCCUCCUUGGGCGAUGAACGUCGAAAUCGUGACAAUAUGAACGCUUUGCGUUAUCUAAGCAACGAUUUGCCACCCUUACCACCGCCCGCUUUCGAGAAUAUGCCACCAGCUGUGCCACCACAUCGUGGACAUUCAGUGAAUACGAUGAAAUCCUGGUCCAUUGAUUCGCAUUACAAGAAAAAAUCACCGAAAAUGUUGGGUUACGGUAGCGGCAUUACUACGCCAACGGGAUCUCAAUACGAAGGUUCGUACUCAACGAAGCGUUAUGUUUCCUAUGGCACCAAACGGAGCCUGAAACAAUCGCCGCGCGAAGAAUUGCGUUUGCAAACUUCAUGCAGUCUUCCGGAGACACCAAUUUUUGCACGAGGAAGCUGUGACAUACCGCGCACCCCGUUCAGACGACAACCCGAAAGUGCCAUAAGCGGUUCGCGCACAGCACCUCGUUCCAGCACAUCACACAGUAUUAAUAUAGGCAACACGUUGGGUGGAAUGCCAAGUGGUGGCAAUACAUUCGGCGCAGGUAUGUGCCGGCAACGUUCUAUGAACCAUGCGCUUGCUUCGAAUGAGAUGUUACGGUUGGCCGGUGCACCAGCACGGGGCUGGUAUCCGAAACAACGCUCUAUGCGCCCAGCCUCUACCGAAAAUAUUGAUCGUCUGAGCUCAUCGCGCGUUUGGGAUAGUGCUGCCGGCAUGUCUGGUACCGGGCAGUCGAGGAAACCGUUAACGUUGCCGCCAAAUUUGACGCCAUCUUUUUUAAAUAAGUCACCAAGAGAGGCUCUACGUCGCGUAACGAGUCUUUUGAUAGCGAAGAAGAAAAACACUAAAGAGCGCAAGGGUAAGCCAUAUUCGGAUGCCACAUUCGAUGGAAAUCUGACUUUCGAGCAAGAAACUACAGUCCCCACUCCAAAGGAUAAUGCACGCAACUUUAACAAUACGUCACAGAAGCCUCAGAAGAAAAAAGGCCUUUUUAAAAGCUUAUGGAAAAAAACAAAACACUUUUCACUAGAUCAAUAAGUAGCAAUAACAGAGCAUACACAAACCAUUAAAAUACGGAAUAUUUACACAAUUAGCACACAAAUCCUACCCAUCCAUCCAUCCAAAGAGCCGCAAACAUUCACAUACACCCACACAUAACCACAUCUAACAGAGUUGCAGAUUACCGAUUAUUAUCAUCUAUUUAUUAUCGUUAUAUACUCACAGUUGGCAUAAUUUAUAGCCGUUGAUAUGAUGCUCAUACUUACAUACAUACAUAGGUGCAUACAUAAAUACUUUAAAAGCGACAGCAUAUAAAAUGCGAUGCCAGACAAAUUUUUACAUAAAAUAAAUAAAUAACACAAGCAUCAAUACACAAAAUUACGAGUACGAGUACGAGUACAUUAAAUGAAAAUGCAUAAAACGGAAAAUUACGACACACAGAGUAUAGAAAUGCACAAAGCCGCAAAAAUAAGACUGAAUUUAAAAAAAGGAACAAAAAUUUAAAUAUUGAUAUUUCAAAUAUAAGACACAACUCAGUUCAGCUUCACUUACCUAAAACUGGAAAACAAAAACAAAAACAAAAAAAAGCAAAAAAACAAAAACAAAAGACAACAAUAUCUUCUCAUUUUUUAAGAGUUAAUAAAACAAAAAUGUUCAGAUUAGCACGAAUCUAAAAACUACAUACUAUAAUAAAAAUUUCGUCAAACAACUUUGGUACCAGCAACUUUGUAGUAGAAUUUAGAUCCGAAAUUUCGAGACUUGUGUAAAUUGACUGUAUCUAAUUAGAAUUUAGCCAUACAUUGAAGCAAAGCCAAGCAAACACACGAGGCAACUACCUAGUCAACAAAUUAAGAUUUUUGUAGGAUAAAGUACUUAUUUUCCACACACUUCCAACUUACACUGUAGCAACAACUACACUAGAAGAACCUGUGUUGGGUUAAACUAAUUAAGAAACGAAUACUUUUAGCAUUUAAAUGCAUAUUUUCGUAUAUUUUACUUCAUUUUUAAGUAUACAUAAAUAUGUAUUUUGAAAAAUUAUAAUAUUUUGAAAAAGAAAAAAACAAAAAAGGUCCUCUCUAUUAAGCACUAUUGGGCUCUCGCAUGUUAUAUGUAUGUAGUCAUUGGAAAAAGUAUUAUUUAUUCAAUGUUUAUUUAAAGUAUAUAUACGUACAUGUAUUAUUAGUCAUUUUUAUAAAGCAAAUAAAGUUAGAAAGAAAACAAAAGGAGUUAGUAGGAAAGCACCAAAUUGUAAUAUCACUCAAAUGAACUUAUUUUUAUGAACGUUAGAUUUGCAUCUACGAGCAAAAACAAAAAUUAGGCCCGUACGGCGUGAGUUUUGUUUACAGCCAUGAACGAAAGUAAAUGACACAAAAAACAAAAAAUCCAAUGUUUGUAUGUAGUUUGUCAGCAGUUAUUGAUGCAAAUAGGUAUACCUAAAGCAUGAAAACUCACUUGGAAAAUGAUGGCGAGGCUUAAAACUGUUAUUUCCGAAAGUGCCAGGUGGAAAAUUGAAAAAUAGUAGAGUAUAGUAAACCAGCGAAAAAGCUUUGCUCUGUCUCUUUGGCGUAACGAAAAUGAAAGUUAAAAGUUUAACGAAAAUCAAAGAAGAAAUAUCGUGGAAUACUUAAAAUUCGCUUUGCUAAACGCACAACUCCGAAAGAUUAUAGGCAUACAUGAAGGCGAAUUGAAUGCAAUAGGUGGCACCCUCCUAAAUUUCUUACUUUGUUGUUCUCAAUUUUGACAAGUCUGACAUUAGGCUCCUUUUCAAUCCAAAACAAAUAAAAGGAGGAGAAAUUACAUGUUCAAGGCGAAUUGAGUACCUUAAGUGGUGCCUUCCUAAAAUAGUUAUUUUAUUUUUCGCUAUUUUGACAAGUCUGACGUCAGGCUCCUUUCCAAUACAAAACAAACAAAAGGAGGAGAAGAAGUUACAUGUUCAAGGCGAAUUGAGUACCAUAGGUGGUGCCUUCCCAAAACAGUUACUUUGUUUUACGCGAUUUUGACAAGUCUGACGUCAGGUCCUUUUCCAAUACAAAACAAACAAAAGGAGAACGAGAAAUUGCAUCUUGAAGGGCGAAUUGAGUAUCUUAGGUGGUGCCUUCCUAAAAUAGUUUUGUUUUUCACGACUUUAACAAGUCUGACGUCAGACUCCUUUCCAAUGCAAAACAAACGAACAAAACAAACAAAAGGAGGAGGAGAAAUUACAUGUUCAAGGUGAAUUGAGUACCAUAGGUGGUGCCUUCCCAAAACAGUUACUUUGUUUUACGCGAUUUUGACAUGUCUGACGUCAGGCUCCUUUCCAAUACAAAACAAACAAAAGGAGGAGGAGAAGUUACAUGUUCAAGGCGAAUUGAGUACCAUAGUUGGUGCCUUCCCAAAACAGUUACUUUCGCGAUUUUGACAAGUCUGACGUCAGGUCCAUUUCCAACACAAAACAAACAAAAGGAGAACGAGAAAUUGCAUCUUCAAGGGCGAAUUGAGUACAAUAGGUGACGCCUUCCUAAAAUACAAUAGUUAUUUUAUUUUUCGCGAUUUUGACAAGUCUGACGUCAGACUCCCUUCCAAUGCAAAAUAAACGAACAAAACAAACAAAAGGAGAAGGAAAAGUUACAUGUUCAAGAUGAAUUGGGCAAUAAAGGUGGCGACUUCCCACAGUUACUUAAUUUUUAGCAAACCUGACGUCAGGUCCCUUUAGAUACAAAAUAAACGAAUAAAACAAACAAUUCUGGAUAGGUGCUACAAUAUCCAGAACGCUAUUGGGCCACAGUUACGCGGGUCUCGCGGAGAAGCUGGAGCUCUUCGUCUGCAAAAGGAGGUGGUUGGGCUCUGAUAACAGCAUUCGGCGGUCGGGAGUUUAGGAAAGUGGUAAAGGUCUCCCGGUUAAUGUCGUUUAGUUUUUGCCUGUAUACUAUCCGAUCUAGUAGUUCUAAGUAUUUUGUUCUGGAUCUCGUCAGUUUAGUUUAAGAUAUGUCUCCUGACGCGCUUUGGAGGGGACUCGGGAUACCUGCGGUAGCACCCAAGCAGAAACCGCUUGCUGAGCAGUUUGUUGUGCUACUUUACAGGAAGCAGGUGUAGGUGUUGCAGAAGGAACAUCAGGAGACAUCCCGUGACUGUCCGGAUAUUCUGACAGGUGUGAAGCUUUAUCCACUGUGAAUCAUUGGUUACAGGCGACCAGACAGACGCAGCGUAGUUUAUAGCCGACCACUCAAUUGCUUUAAAUGUCGCCAGCAACUUUUCUUUGUCGGCGCAACCUGGUAUUCUAUCAUCCUUGUCCUUGCAGUACACUAAGGCUGUUCAAGCUGUAAUAAUUGCGGCAGUAUUAUGAGAGAGCAUCACAUUCAGUACGAGUCCUUCCUAAAAGAAGUUCUAAGCCAUCAAUAGUGGAUUUCAUCAGAAAACAAUCUUCAUCGCUGAAGCUUACUUUUGACUGCAAAGCUUUAUCAAUAGGAAAAAUAUUCGUUAUUAGACAGUAGCAAACCUCUAUGUGCUUCAAGAUACUCAACUGCGACCUCAAAGAGUGAUACUGUUGUGUGGAUCUCAUUUAGAAGGUUGAGUAAAUCGCAUUUUUAUGCCAUUUUUUCUCAGUAAAAGUUCUCACCCCGUUAUGGUCGGCAUUUUUGUUUUAACACCAUAAAACACUCCCCAUAAAUUUUUGUUGAAUGCUUCUGUAACAUACCAGCGGAUCGUUCCGGUCAUGUAGAACCGAAUGACGGAGUAGCAUCUAUGUUACGCUCAAAACAGCUUCCUAUUGUGCCUUGUUAGAACAACUUAUCCAUCGGUUCCAUUGAAUCCGACAUCGCUGAUCAAAUAUUUGAAUUACUGAUUCCCGAGAAAUGAUCCGGUAUCUAUCUCGCUUAUACGAUUUAACGCCCUCGAAUUUCUUUUUAUGGAGUCACGUUAAUUCGUUGGUUUAAGCUCACAAGGAGAUAUAGGAGGCAAGGAAGCUUAGGCUCAUUCAUUAAGAGAAGUUCAGAAACAAUAUUCCACGCCAAAAUAUUUAUGAAAAAAGUAGCUGGAAAUUAGCUUCGAGGAAACGAACGGUCCAAACGUCUUCUGGGAGGCCAUGUGAGACAUGCGAUAUCUAAAACAUUCUAUGUUUUACUUAAGUGCACAUUUUUUAAGUCCCCUUAAAAACCCUUUACUACAAUACGAUGUAGUCUCUUUGAAGAUGCGUUAGAAGCUUGUUAGGGAGUGUCUGCUCUUCUUUUAAUCGGUUUGUAAUACUUUCUAAGCAAUCUAAAUUUAAUACCAGCAUACAACGACAUUUUGGGGGUCUGCUCUGGCCAUCGGUACAACAGUCAAAUUGCUCUUGAGCAAAUUAACUUUAAAUCAGUCAUUCAGAACCUGUAAGAUUGCGAAAUUCUCCGCUUGGUUGAAAGCGAUCAAGGAAGCUUCUAAGGCUAUCCCAGCGGUAAUCCUUAACAAGAUCAGAAUUAUUAUGCGGUGAAAAUCAUUCUUGCAAACCAGUAGACCAGAUAUCAUUGGUCCCCGUUUCAGUUUUAAGCUUUAACUCAACCCGAGGCCGUUUUAUUAUAUAUAUUCUUAGGUGUUUGCUAUUGCCACACACAAAGGAUCUGGGUGCAUGCUUUGCUAGUUCUUCAAAUCGAACGGACUGGUUUUUUCGAGUCACGUAAUAAAAGCGGCAGCAUUGAAAAAGAAGAAGACAAAGAAACAAAUUUUGGCAGUUAGAACACUGAAGACUUUUCGAAAUUACUAGAAUUUCAUGUCGAACGUGAUACCUCAAAAAAAACUUGAGCAACAUAGCGUUUGUGAUUCUAAGCGCGACCACCGCGACCUUUACAAACUGCUACCGUUUGUCUUACAGUGCCAAAAUCAAAUUGAUUCGAACGUCCAGCGGACUGCUGGUUAGGACAACCAGCAGGUGGAGGGCAGCCAUUGGGUUUAAAAUUAAUAUUAUUCAAUAUUAAUGGGCGGCCGCCGUAGCCGAAUGGUUGGCGCGUGACUACCAUUCGGGAGUGCGUAGCUUCGAGUUACCGUGCAUGAAACAGCAUGAAAAUGAUAGAAAAAGUUUUUUCCAACAGCGGUGGUCCAUCGGCAGAUCAUGGAAAACCACCGAGUGUAUUUCUGCAAUGAAAAAGCUGCUCAAAGAACCACUUUGGAGUCGGUUUAAAACUGUAGGUCCCUCACAUCAAGACGCACGCCACAAAUAGGAGCAGGAGCUCGGCCAAACACAUAGCAGAAGUGUACGCGCCAACUAUUUAUUUCUGUUUUUUCAAUAUUAACUGAGCUCUAACCAAGUCACAUGCAUUAAAGGUGGUGGCACUAGAGCAAGAACAAUUUUUUGUACGUUUGGUUGUCAAAGCAAAGUAUGGGCAAAGUAGAAAACAAAUAAUGAAUUCGCUUUGUUUCAUUCUGGGUUGACAGCCACAUAGACACGGCGAAAGAAAAAAAAAUAAAUCAACUGAUUUACCGAUACCACCUUUAAUAGAUUCGCCUUGGCUUUAACCGACCAUAAAUAUGUAAAAACAAACAUUCAUUUCACGAUGCUUUGUUUUUUGGGUUGUGCUCAUAACCCAAUUUGGAGUAGCAAAUUUAGCAAAGUUAAUUUCAAUAUUCCACUUCUGAAUUAAUACUGUAUAUAAUUGCACAUUAACUGCAUUAAUAUUUCACAUUAACUGGAUAAUAUGGGUAAUAUUAAUUCUUCCCUCAUUUUUACCAAUAUUCAGCGAUCCAGGAAAAUCAAUUUCCAAUCGACUAAUUUCAAAACUUUCUGCUUAGAACGUCAUUUUCCAAAUGAGUUGUGUUUUUCUUUCUUCAAACGACUACUAGAAUGUGCCACAAAGUUGUACGAUUGCACCUGUAUUUCUUAGCAGCUAUAAGUAAAAUAAAACAAGCUUCAAGGAUUUCAUAUACAUUCCUGAAUGUACACAGAGUUAAAGUCACUGACACAUAGACAGCCAUACACCACAAACACAAGAAGCAAAGAUCAUAUUGUCAUAUGUAUAUACAUAGUACAUACUUAUAUACUAUACUGUAUGCACAGUGUCAUAGUGCUCAACUUUUUUGGAACACGAAAUCCAUGGUCCUGUCCCCCUUUUUCGCGGGGAUAAUUGCAUCGUAUGAAUAUAACAAUUGAAUAUUUAAUAAGAAUAAAGUUUUAAUUACUUAUACAUACUGAAUCCGCUCGAUUGCAUUUUUAUUUGAUAUUUUUUUGUUUGUUUGUUAUUCGGUUACUAAUAUCCUAAAAUAUGUUAUUAUAACUUGUGCCAGGUUUGUAUACAAAAUAUGGCUCAGAGUAAAGGGUAAAAAAAAAAAAAAGAAUUAAGAGACUAAACGCUCACCACUGUCCGGUCAAACAA